Dicentrarchus labrax (European seabass) is the source of this 2100-nucleotide messenger RNA. Its product is annotated as acidic leucine-rich nuclear phosphoprotein 32 family member E. NCBI's taxonomy places the organism in Eukaryota, Metazoa, Chordata, Actinopteri, Moronidae. Gene Ontology annotation, biological process: regulation of apoptotic process. Gene Ontology annotation, molecular function: histone binding; phosphatase inhibitor activity. Gene Ontology annotation, cellular component: nucleus. The record is from RefSeq and is a predicted model, not a curated record. The transcript has 7 exons. The coding region runs from base 520 to 1143 and encodes 207 amino acids.
UAGAGACCCGGGGCCGGGGUUAGUCGGUUGGGGGUCGGCGCCAGUUCUCGGUGUUAGAGGAAAAACACACCCGCGAAUGUUUGCUUGUUUUCGGUCACAUUUGUUUAACCCCCCCGGAGCAGCGCGCGGCCGAGCAGGCUACCAUUUUAACCUUCAUCGUUAAAUAGUUCCACGAUGCUUUAAUCUGAUGGCGCGUCAGACCAGACUCCGUUCUGAAAAUCACUCAUUAUCAAUAUAUUUGAUUGGAGGCGGUCGUGGCUUUCUGCCCCAGUCUGAUUGAAAUGGUUUUCUGAUUGUGCAGGUGCUGCUGGUCUCUUCCGCUCCUCUUUAAACCAGCAACAGUGUUUAUUUAGGUCAGAGUGUAAAGUUUAAAGACUGCUUCAUCCCGCUGUUCCCGCCCACCGACGCUGUGUUUUGGUCCGUUAAACGGUGGUGGAGCUGGUGGUGGACAACUGUCGCUCCGUUGACGGCGAGGUCGAAGGUCUGACGGACGCGUACACGGAGCUGGAGAUCCUCAGUAUGGUGAACAUCGGCCUCACGUCGCUCUCCAAACUGCCCUCACUGCCCAAACUACGCAAGCUGGAGGUGAGUGAUAACACUAUCUCAGGAGGUUUGGACACGUUGGCGGAGAAAUGUCCAAACCUGGCGUACCUGAACCUGAGCGGGAACAAGAUCAAAGAGCUGAGCACCAUCGAGGUUCUGCAGAACCUGAAGAACCUGAAGAGUUUGGACCUGUACAGCUGUGAAGUUUCCACACUGGAGGAUUAUAGAGAUAGCGUCUUCGAGCUGCUGCCUCAGCUCACCUAUCUGGACGGGUACGACCAGGAGGACAACGAGGUCCCCGACUCAGAGGCCGACAACGACGACGAAGAUGAAGCCGGACCUCCAGGAGACGACGAUGACGAGGAUGAAGACGAGGAUGAUGAGGAAGGCUCUGAAGGGGAAGAGGACGAGGUGGGCCUGUCGUACCUGAUGAAGGAGGGGAUCCAGGACGAAGAAGAUGAUGGAGACUAUGUGGAGGAAGAAGAGGAGGACGAGGAGGAGGAGGAUGAGGAGGAAGAUGGAGAUGCUGCAGCCGUUCAGGGGGAGAAGAGGAAGAGAGAUGCAGAGGAUGAAGGUGACGACGAUGAUGAUGAUGAAUGAUCACCUUCACACACUGUAGCCGCCCCCUCAACCCACCCCCCGACCCCCCUCCAGUGACCCCUGACCCCGCCGGACGUCCCCUCGGAGCCGCAGACAGACAGGAAACAGGUUCAGGAUCUCACAUCAUGUGACUGGUGAUGUCAUCAUUAACCUGGUGACCAACAGGAAGUGUUCAGAUUGAAAAACUUUAUUUACAACACGUACUGCAGUGUUUCAGCAGACCGUUACCGUGGCGACUGACAGGGAGGACAGGGAAGGCAGCAGUUAGCGGAGGUCACACGUGAUGCAUUCAGGGACAGCAUCCCGUGGAGGAGUAGACUGCGAGGCGUUCAGGUGUCCUCGCGUUACAGCCGCACUCAGACACCUCCAGGUGAAACGGCUAACGUAGCGGCUAACAGCCCGUUGACAGAGGAUCCGUUUUACCGGCGCUGUCAGCAGCCUGCAGCAGAGGCGCUGUGGUGCAUUGUGGGUAAGCGGCUGUAAACAGGCUCUCGCUGUAAUGGUGACUUUUUAUAUAUUUUCUGUAUUUUAACAAACCGGUGAUUAACGGCGUUUUUAUCUCCAGUGAAUUCAGUCUGAACACUUCCUGACUCUAAAUACUACAGUUCCCAUGAGCCUCAGCGCUGUGACAUCAGGGCCGACCCUCCACAGCUGAUCCAAGGAGCAGUGCAUUCUGGGGUUCUUUCUUUUAAAAUAAACGACUGUUAGCGCAUUAACCCUUUGUGUCGGGUGUAGCCUCGCCCCCUGUGGGUCUGCGGCUCUCGGCGUCCGUCCGGGUCCCGGGUCCCGGGUCCCGACUCUGGUCUGUAAAUAGAAGUGGUCUCUGUGGGUUUGUGUGGUCCUCUCUGAACCUGAACCACGUUGGGGAUUCUCCUGAGUUAAUUUUAUUUUUUUAUUCCCGUCUGAUCGUGUCGCUGUAACCAGAGUGUCUUUUUCAAUAAAACCACUGAACUCUCA